Mesorhabditis spiculigera is the source of this 792-nucleotide messenger RNA. Lineage: Eukaryota; Metazoa; Nematoda; Chromadorea; Rhabditida; Rhabditidae. The record is from the annotation of a GenBank genome assembly.
AUGUAUGAGAGGCUGGAUUAUUUGAUCCAUAUCGGCGUUCUGGUUCAAGGGGUGGUCAACGAAAAUCUUUUGGACGUCUACAACCGCACUCACACUGAUGAGGAGGAUGACUUCCCCCUCAAUCUUCUCGACGCUCUGAACGAUGAAGAUUGGGAUGAUGCAGCUGGGAUAGUGCUGGAAAUCCCUGAACUGAGCCUUCCGGACAGUGAUUAUAUCCUUCCGAUGCUUCACGUUCUAUUUCGUCUGGGAAAUGUGGACGAGUUGCUGGAGCACGCGGAUAAUUGGCGAGCCACUCGGAACGCUGACAUCGACGGCGAUAAAGAUGCCCAUUUCUUCGUCUCGCUUUUGGAGAUCCAGGCAAAGGCAAUUGAAUUGAAUCGUGCCAACUCGGAGGCCUGGUGUCGUCUCGCCUUGUUGUACGAAAAAUUUAACCUGCAUAGUGAAUCAAAACAGGCAUGCGAAACCGGCCUGAAGAUCAACCCGGAAUGUGGAUUUAUUUGGACAGUUUACAAAUUGGCUACUGGCGAGGGAUUGAACGCGCUUUGUCGGUACGCCAAGCCGCCGAUCCACAUUCCACUUGUCAUUUCAUAUAUCUUGGCUUACAAAAAGGAGCUCCACAAAGCUAGCAUUAAUGCCCUGCACGACGUUCGCCCGCGUCAUGAAUUUUUGGAUGUUUGGCCAAUCGAGGUGGAUGACGAGCUUGACAAUGAGCUGAGUUAUCUGGAAGACGAUGGGGAAGAGCCGUUCCGUCUUCGACACCAAUAUGCUAAAGUACUGCCCACUUUUGUAAAC